This is a messenger RNA of Sodiomyces alkalinus F11, 1498 nucleotides long. RefSeq lists its product as hypothetical. NCBI's taxonomy places the organism in Eukaryota, Fungi, Ascomycota, Sordariomycetes, Glomerellales, Plectosphaerellaceae. The record is from RefSeq and is a predicted model, not a curated record. The coding region runs from base 167 to 1216 and encodes 349 amino acids. The transcript has a single exon.
AAUUUCUCAGCGACUGUUGAAGCCGAGAGCUACGACUUCGACUUUCUUCUUCCCGAGUCGUCGUCUUCUCAACGCCUCGAUCAGACGACCGUCGUCACCCUCCGUAAUUCUUCUCUCCUGGUCUACGGUGUCAUUCUGCCAUUGAUUGGCACUAUCACCGUCCAAAAUGUCAUCAAGAUGCUCUUGCACAGCAGCAUCUAAGCUGCCUACCCUGGCCGUCGCCCGAGCCCAGCCAUCACCCAUCGGUUUCUUCCCCCGACCUUUCUCAACCACGGCCACAGUUCAUACGCGACCAUCUCGAUUCUCCUCUUCGCCGUCCUCGUCAUCAUCAUCAUCAUCUUCUUCGUCCUCCUCCUCCUCCUCCUCCUCCUCCAUCCCGAUCGCCCAGAACCAAUACCCGCCAGAAUCCCCCCACUGGCUCCCCGUCCCCAAGGCCCGCCAAUCCCAAGCCUCCGAGGUCAAACCCGCCCGCGUAAAGGGCGUCCUCCCCACGCCGCGCCCCAUCUUCACCGACCGCCGCGAGGUCGACCGCCGCGUGCAACCAGGCUACCUGGCCAAGACCGCCCCCCUCCCGACCAGCGAGUCCGCCACGCGUCCCGUCCGCCCCGGCUCCGUCCUCGACGUGCGCCGCCGCCUCGCCGCCUCGCGCCGCGAGAACCUGGCCGCAGGUCUCCAAGGGCUCUGGCGCCGCCGCACCGAGCACCAGUCCCGCCUCCGCGCCGCCUCCGCCACCCGCAACGAAACCAACCGCCUCCGCGCCCUCGCCCCGGAACGCGAAGACGACCUCCUCACCCGCUCCUCCGUCCUCCUCCGCCCCACCGCCGAGCAUACCGCCGUGCUGCCCGACCCGGACCGCUUCGACCGCGCCGCCGCCUCGCGCGCCCGCACCGCCGAGCUCGCCCGCCGCCGCGCCGAGGCCCGCCGCGACGCCCUCACCGCCCUGUACAUGAGCGCCGGCGACUUCAUCGUCGAGGAGGACCACCUGGCCGCCGAGAUCGACCGUGUCUUCGCCCCGGACUACUUCACCAAGCAGGCCAAGUCCUACGCCACCGACGCCUCCAGCGCCUGGGAUGUCUGGGGCGCCCCGCCUACCCUCUCCCGCCUCGUUGCCGCCAGCGCCCGCCCCGGCCAGGAGUUCGACUCGGUGGACCACGACCGGACCGUCAAGAGGCAGAAGACCAUUGCUGAGGAUCUCACUGGUGGCAAGAUGGAUUAAGGAGCGGGAUCCGCGAAUGGAACGGGGCUAGUUAUUUCUUGAGAAGAACAAGGCGCCUUGGCUUUAAAACCCGAUAUUCUUUUUUGGCACCGCGUGGCGCAUGGUCGUAUGCUCCAUAUCCGGUCAACAACGACAAUCAAAUCGACAAACCGCCAUACCCCUUCCGACUUUUGUAUCAUAGAUAUUCUGUAACUUAUUUAUAUGUAUGAAGCCUUCUAAGUAUGGCUGGUUAAAAAAAAAAAUCUUGUACUCCAGAACAAAUAUAAAACUUGAAUCUGCCCC